Messenger RNA from Dendronephthya gigantea, 3591 nucleotides. RefSeq names its product interferon-induced very large GTPase 1-like. Gene Ontology annotation, molecular function: GTP binding. NCBI's taxonomy places the organism in Eukaryota, Metazoa, Cnidaria, Anthozoa, Malacalcyonacea, Nephtheidae. The record is from RefSeq and is a predicted model, not a curated record. Bases 1 to 3591 code for a protein of 1196 amino acids. The transcript has a single exon.
AUGAUAGCUGAUUACAAUGUUCUUGAAUUACCUUUAAAUAAAUGUAAAACCAACAAUAAUUACGACUCUGAUGACAGCGAGGAUGAAUUUGUUGAUGCCGAUGAAACUUUAGUCCAUCCGAUGGAUGCAUUGAUUGGUAUUUUUUAUUGUUCCGAUAUUUCUUUACGACGAUAUAUUGCUGUAAAAUUGUCUGAAUGUCAACUUAGCGUUCCGUUUCUUCUGCCCGAUCCUGGAGCUCCUUCCGAAAAGGUCACGAUUUUGCUCUCAGCUCUAGAGAAUAUCACAAAGUCUUGGAGUAGUGGUUUAGAUGACAACAAGAACGUACGACAUGUAUUUGCGACAGAACAUCAAUUUCCUGUGGUUUCUUUCAUCCGUAUUGACCAAACUACCAUGUCAAAAUCCUCCUUGAUUAACAAAAUAAUGAGCGAUGGAAGCACAGACCAUAGAUUUUUCUUCCACAAAGAUAUGAAAGGUGGCAAUAUUGAAAGAAAAGUUGUCGAUGGUUUGGUCGAAUUGAGCUGGUAUCUUCCUGGUGAGAAUCGUGAACAAAUACUACAACAAGAAAUUUGUUUUGCAAAUCUCCGGGGUGACGCUGGAAAUUUCAAGAUCCAGCUUAAUGUAAUAUUGAAGAUUUCGUCCGUUGUAUGUGUAGUCCUACCCUCGGAGUGUCCUGUUGAAAAUUUGACGGAUAUUAUUGAAAAGGCUACCUUUAGCGGAGCAAAACCUGUUGUCAUCUUUUGCGAAAAGGCACAUGCGAAUGAAAAAUCACAUACAAAUGAAGAAGCACAUAAAAAAUACUUAAAAGGAUUAAAAAAAAAAUACGGUAAAAUGGUUUCCUUCAUAACGAAAGCCAAAAAACCCAAUGAAUAUGAUUUUCUUCAAACUAUUCGAAAUAGCAUUCAAAAGAAUAUAAACAAUGUGACGGCGAAGCCUCUGGUCGAUUUUGCAUCUUGGACAAGCGAAUCUGGGAUUCAACAUGAUGACAAUCAAGAAAACACACUGUUUUCAAAAGCUGCAGACGACUGGUUGAAAAUGAAGAUCGAAGAUGCUAAAAACCUUCUUAGUUUGCAAAAGAACGUACCUGAAUUCGCAAAAUUGGAACGUGAGUUACAUCGUCAAAAACACCGUGACGGCAAAUCUGUUGAAGAAUAUCAAAACGAAAUACAGGAAAGAAUCGGGGAAAACGAGUUAGCUCGAAAAGAAUCUUUCAAACAUCUAGAUGAAAAGAUUAUUUAUUGUUUCAAAUCUUUGGCAAAUAUGAAUGAAACGGAGCGAAAUCAAGCCUUGAAUAAAUUAAAACAUCGAUUGGAUAAGAUGUCUUUGGAGGUCAUUACAAAAUUGCACCAAGAAUAUUGCUCUCUCUCACUUGACCUUCAACGGAAGAACACACGAAAAGACGAAGGAUUGGAAACAGUAAACACACAAGUUCCUGAAGAGAAACGUUUAAAAGAAUUGAAGGAAUCGAUCUCAAAACACUCGUUUGGUUUAGAACACAUCAUUAGAGAACUUGCUCAGCUUUACGAGAUUGAAGAAAGCGAAUACGACUAUGCAGGUGCUGCAGCAGACAUGUUGCUUUCAGGACAACCUCUUGAGAUACUGGAUGGCGAUUCAUUUUACAUUCAACCGCGAUGGUUUGAAGCUGUGUUUACUAAACUAGAGCAGAAAACAAAAAAUGCAAAAAUAUUUGUAAUUUCCGUUGUAGGAAUCCAAAGUUCAGGUAAGUCAACAAUGUUAAACACAAUGUUUGGUUUGGAAUUUCCAGUCAGUGCUGGAAGAUGUACUCGUGGCGUUUUUGCUAGUCUUCUUCCUGUCAGUGAUUCCCUUAAGUCAGCUUCAAAGUUUGAUUAUGUUUUGAUCAUUGAUACUGAAGGUCUAAGAGGAUCAGCAGAUCCUCAGUUACGAGUACAUGAUAAUGAGUUGGCAACCUUUGCAAUUGGCGUUGCAGAUUUAACUAUUGUGAAUAUCUUUGGUGAGAAUCACAAUACGAUGAAAGAUUUCUUGGAAAUAGCUGUACAUGCUUUCUUGAAAAUGAAGCUUGUAGAGGAAAAAAAGAAAAAGUCUUGCAAAUUUGUCCACCAAAAUGUCACAGCCACUAAUGCAACAGAGAAAUUGGUUGACAACCGUUUUAACCUCAGACAAGGUCUGGAUGAAAUGACGAAACUUGCUGCAAUUCAAGAAAAAUGUGAUGACAAAUACAACAAAUUUAAUGAUAUCAUUUCAUUCAAUGAAAACGAAGACGUGUUCUAUUUACCCUCCCUUCUGAAAGGAAAUCCGCCAAUGGCUCCAGUGAACCCUAAAUACGGAGAAGCGGUUCAAAAAAUAAAGAAAGAAGUAAUUGCCGUGAUGUGUUCAAAGCGAAGCGCUUAUCAUACUGUAUCUCAAUUUCGAAAGAGAGUCAUCAACCUUUGGAAAGCUAUUCUAAAGGAAGAUUUCAUAUUUAGUCUCCGUAAUACGAUCGAAGUUAGAGCUCGCAUGUCUUUAGAUCGAAAAUAUUUCGAGAAAUCCGUGGCUAUUAUGGUAGCAGGAAUGGCCGAGUUUGAAAGAAGAAUUAUAGUUGCUCUAGAAAGAUGUUUAACAGCAGAUGAGCGUGAAAAGCGAUGGGCAGACAGUAGAACGAAAAUAGAUGAAGAAGCUGAAGAUCUUGCAGGGAAAAUGGCGCAAGAAAUGAACGACUUCUUCGAAACGGAUGAAGAUAAGACAACUGUUGAACAGUGGAAAGAACACACAUUGACUAAAAUUAAAGAAGAGAAAGAAAUACACAUCUUGGAAGUAAAGAAGAAAUGCUUGUCAACUUUUAAUCACUUGCAGAGAGUACAAGAUAUCAAAGAUAAGGGACGCAACUAUGAAGAAGAGCUUCUCGAAAAUGCUAAGUCGUUUAUUACUUCAGCCUAUGAUAUUGAAGAUACGGAAAAAAUGAAUGAAGCUUUCGACGAACAAUGGCAGAAGUGGAUUGAGAAAGUUCCACCUUGUCAAGAAAUAAAAAUUGAUAUAAACAAAGAAAUUGUAGAUUAUCUUUCCACGAAAAUUCCUGUCCUAAGUCAAGAAAUCAGAGAAAAAAUAGAUAAACAAGGUGAUAUUAUAUCAAAUUAUCUGGACAGCGAAGGCGAUAUUGUUGUUGAUGACCUUACUUUUGAGAUUAAAUGGAUGGGAUUUUUUAAAAUGGCUCCAUCACGGGUGCAGAAUGCAGAAAAAUUAAGACAUCUCCCUGACGCUAAACGUAUAAGGAAAACUUCGAUAACGAAAGCACUUCAUUUAGCGAGAAGUGCUUCUUCAGAACCGGGGAAUAGGUUUAAUUGUAAUUACAUCAUACAAAUGACCCAGAUUGUGAUUUCCACCAUUGAGGAAGCCACCAAGGAAUUCCCCUUCAAAUUCAAGAAUUCUUUGCAAUGUGAUACUUUGCUUCACACUUUCGCCAAGGCUUACCCAAUAUUUCACGAGAUGGAAGAACGCUUUUGCCAAGAACGAGACAUUAGAAGUCAGAUGGAGAAGGACCUGCGUCCAAGAUUGCAACAAUAUUUCCUUAAUGUUUGCAGGAAAAUGGGAAAGGAAAUGCUGGCAGCUACUUCGUUUGGCGACGUUCUUGAAAACUAA